AGGUACUGUACGCAGCGUCACUUUUAUGAAUGGCUGGAAGAACCCCACCAGAAGAUACAAGUAGGCCAUUACAGCCAUUAAGGGGCCCAUUCUCAGAACCAAGGUCUCAGAGAUGGUCUGCCAGACAGUACCCUGCCAGUCUGGACACGGAUUUAAGUUUGGCUGCUGAGUUGCGCCGAUCUGAAGAGCAGACUGGGCAAAGAUCCCUGCCAAAUAACCUGGUAAUUUUUUUGUUCAUUUUGUUUGUUUGGGUAUUUAAGCCUUAAGCAGGGCUGUGAUCAAGGGCCAGAGGCCAGGUACCGGUAUUUCCCCUCUGCUACUACGAGCAUGAUCCCUGGCUACUUUGUGAGAUACAUGUACAGCUGUAAUAAAAGGAAACUACAGAAAAUAAAGAAUUGUCUUGCUUUCAAAUUUACUGCUUACAUGUACUUGCAUAUACUCGGCAACUUGAAAUGUUAGUGGCAGCCUUGCUUCUGAGUUUGGCAUCAUUUUAGUUGAUUAUUGCAAAUCAUUUCUUUAAUGUCACCCAGACUCCCAAGGUGUCCUUUUUUACAGAUGACCAACUUUAUUUUUAUGCCUGGUGAAAAUAAUUUUUUUUUCAUGAUUCAAAGUGUACGUGUAAGUUGCAGCACAGUUUUCAUGUCCAUACAUAUGUACAAAAAAUAAUCUUACAUGUAAGAUGCAACAUCACUGUCUUGGUCUGCAAUUAUAAAACAAACAAACUAAUCUUAUAAUAGUGUAAGAGGUCUGUUACUAAAAUAAACAUUAUUUUUUGAAAUUUUGAUUGGUCUUUGCCAGUCUUAUAGCAAUUAAAAAUUAACCAUGUUAGUGUCACAUGUGUACAUCAAAGAUCUUGCCUUAACACAGACCUACAACUUAGGCAGAUGUAAGAUGCAUUGUAGUAUUAUUAAAGUAAUAAUGUUACAUGUGUCCAUAUUUUUUGCUGAAUUGGUAGGGCUGGUCAUCUAGAACAACUGCUGAGUCACCAUCCAGCAAGGCAGAUGCGGCCAAAAAGAAAGGCAAACACUUUGAACAAGUGAAACUGCCACCAAAGCAAAGCCUUAGCUCACCUACUUCAGGUGGUGCUGCUCCGUUUACUAGGAAACGGCAUCAUACACCCGCUACUAUUCCAAGAAGACGUCUGCCACCGGGUACUCCCAUUGCUGAGAGAAUGGCAAUGGAAAGUUUGAGGCAACAGCUGUCUUACGAUGACAGUGAGGUCAGUACAUCCAUGUCCUCUAUGCGGUGAGCUUGUAAUAACCUUACUUGACAGUUAUGGGGUGUGAAUGUUAUACAUGUCACCAUGCACUCGAUAUGUACAAUAGCACUUCAAAUUACUGUUAAAGAAGUAAUUAAGUAAACUGUAUUGGUUGUACAUGUAAAUGGUUAGUAUUUUAACGCUCUUUACUGCUUUGCCUAUUGAAUUGCUAACUGAAAUGUGUAAAUUGUUGGGCAAUGAUUUAGUCCAAAAAUAGAAAGCUUAAAAAUGUUAAUGAAAGGAAGAAAAACAAAAUUGAAUGUCCUGCAUGUACGUGUACAUGUUCUAGGACGUUAAACAGUGGAGCAAGAUUGUUAAAUUGUGGAGUAAGAUCAUUAAAUGGCUAAACUGGAAGCAUUGAUGGGUGAAUAGAAAAAGCACUUUCAAGUGUACCAGCAGGGGAUGAGGUUUGUCUUAUGCACACAACCCGCCAAUUUGUGUUGCUGGGGGGAGUGUAUGUCAUUAGAGAGUUUAAGCUUCACGGGAAAAGGCAGAUGUCAUAUUGAAGUCAAGAGAAUUUCUCAAAAUAGGAAAUGAGCAGAUUAGAACAGCUCAAAACAAUUCUUAUGGAUAGAAAAAUUAAUUGCGUGACUACUAAUUUAUGUGUAGGAAUCAUGAACGGUAAACAACAAGUGAAAGGGAAACUUGGCCAUGUGGUACAAAUUCAGGUUUAACAUAAACAUGAUACUUAACCUCUCUAUUGCAUGGCUGAGGGUCGAGGCUUAAUGAGAACUUGCUGAUUCUCAAAAAGCUAGAUUAAAAAGAAAGAGUUAUUAAAUGUUGCAGUGCUUUAGUUCAGUGGAGCCUCUAUUCAGUUACAUGUACAUGUAUUACCCUCAGAACUGAAACAAGUUUGUUGGGUGUCCUCAGAAUAGAGGUUGGGCAGGAAGUUUGUUGAUCAUGAACCAACAAAGACAACAUUAAAAAAAAUUAUCAUAACUUAUCUCUGCAACAUGAUAUGUUGAAUUCACACAAGUGUAGUACAUUAAUGAAAGUGAGUUUUGUCAGUUAUUUGGGAUGUCCCAAAGGUGAGGUUCCAUUGUACGAUAUGAUAUACAUGUACUGGAAACAGGGCAGGAAAAAGAUUGAAAUCCACUUGCCCAGUGGGCAAGUAAAUUUCAUUUUUUAGGCAAGCCAGUGGCAACAUGCAUAUACAAAGCAUUUUCCACACAGGUCAUUAAAAAGUAUUCAAGAUUACAGUCUGCCACAGCUCCCAGAAUGAAAGUUUUGUCGUUCUUGUAUAAUUUUAAAUUAUUUUUUUUAUUCUCUGUAACUGUAGCCUGUUCAGCAAAGUCCCAAAUCCAGGGCCACCAGACCUCAGAAUCCACCCUCAAGUACUGCAAAUAAUGAGAGACCCCUAGCCACGCAGUCAAGAGCACCUGCAUCUGCUAGUCUGCCUGUAUUGGAAAUGAAUGAGACUGAAACAGCAAGGCCUUCCACAGAGGGUGCUGUCAGCUCUGUCUCCAAGGUGACCUUUCUUUCACUUUGCAUCUCCCUGGUUGCACUUUGCAUCUCCCCGGUUGCACUUUGCAUAAUGCAAUAAUUUCAUGCACAAUAUUUGCAAUCUGGUAUAAUUUUUGAAAUAUAUAUGUAGGCCCAUAAUACGUGUGUUUUGUUACAUGAAAAAUGGCUAUUGACCAUGCUACAAGCAUCCUCCUUGAGCAUCUCUCUAUGUACACUUCUCUGUGGUUCUUCUGUAUGAGGAUAUAAACAUUAUUCUUUCAAACCCUUUGCAGUUUCAACAGUCUUGAAAAAGAUUAAACAUCAAACUAGUCUUAAUGCCCUUUGCCCUUUAAAACCAUGAAUCACAUUUGUGGUAAAUACUACAAGAAUUACACGUACAUGCACACCUUUAUAUUAUUAUUAAUUUUUAUAGGCGAAUAUGCAGUUACAUGUAACAUUUUUGUCAUUAAUUUUUUCUUGAAGGUCAACACAUCCUUAAUAAUAUCAAGGUUAAAUCAAGUCAGGGUAAGUGUGCACUGCUAAAUAGAUUAAUUUUUACAAGUAGAAUUUUCUCUUGAUGCCAAUGUAAGAUGUCAAAAAUUUAGUCAAUGCUGAAUCUUUUGCUUUCUCUCUUGUAAGACUGAACUCUGGAUGUAAUUCUUGCCAAAUGCUUCAUGAUUCCUAGUACUUGAUUCUUGACCCUUGAUUGAAAAAUUAAUGUACUUUUGAGUUUUUCUGUGCUUUAGUUUGAAAUUUAGCCCAUAUUUUUUCUCAAAAUUCGAACUUUUUUAUGCAUUGUUUGGUUUCUGGGCCCUUAUUCAGUAACUGGCAAAGAUUAUUUUGUCAUUACAAUGAUGAAAGCGAAUUUUGAUAGUAUGUACCUCAUGUAAGAUUUCAUAUAAUGUCCUAAGCCAUUCCCAUGUCAUAAUUUGGCGGCUGGGUCAAUUUGUGGGCAGGUAUCUGUUGCAUGACAUUCGCAGGCAAAAGAGAGUGCUGUAGCACUCACUUGUGGGGUAGCCAGAAACCUCGCCAUUUUAGUACCCUGUUUUGGAAGUUAGUCAAGGGGUUAAUCUUUUGUUUUCUCUCUUUCAAAGCUCAAUUCUCAUCGGUGACUGUUUCUCAAUUCUUGAAAAUCAAUUCUCGCAGAAAUUUAGAAUCAAGAAUGAAUUGGGAUUUGAGACUUUUAACAGACUGUCAACUUACUUUGGACAAUACUGAAUCCUUUAGAAGUACUGGAACUGUAUUUAUGGGGAACAUUAUGGGGAAUAAUAAGCUUCCUGAUGUUGGGUUGGGAAGGUCCUAGAUUUUUUUCUAUUAUUUGAUGUACAUGUGGUCUGUUUCUCUGUUUUAAAAUAAUCUAAUAUUAUAAAUGAUUAAAACCUGUAAGAUUAAAAUAUUAUGUGUGGCUAUGAUUUACAUUUAGUGUGCUUUGCAAGAAAACUGAAAUGUUUUAAGUUUUGUUUUAUUUCAAUGUACCAAAAUGGAAGGAAACAAGUUAAAAAAAUAAUGUCCUUAUCUCUUUUUUUGGUUUAAGGACUUUCUUAGACAAGCAACAGCUAUGUUUGUCACUUUGCAAAGUAAAAGUGUUGGUGACCAACAGGUAAACUACUAGCUAUUAAGAUAUUUUGUCCUUUAGUGUGCAAUAAUCAUUGUCAUUGUUAAUUAUAUUUUAUGUAUUUGUAUUGUUGUGUAUUUAUUUUUACUAAGUGAUUUCUGCCAAUGACAAAAGUAAUGUUACAUACGUAAAUACUGUUCAUUGUAUGUUGGCUCCUGGCAAGUAAUCUUCACUUUGUAAAGAAUAACGUAUCAGUGAUAACUUGCAAUCAGCUGCAACCAGGCAACUACAUAAACCUUUCUCCCAAUCUACAUGAUGUAGAAAUCAUUUUGCAGGCUCAUCUUUGAAACAAGGCUUUGGUGACAUCGUUGAAGAAAAAAGCAUUCACCAAAAUGCUUUGUUGAACUUUCUUUGUAAACUGUUGAUAUUUGAAGAAUAUAGUAAUUUUCCUCACUAUGAACCGUAUUUGUUUAAAGUCUGUACAGAGUAGUGAACUGAGUGAGCAGACGACUAAGAUUGCAAAGCUUAUCAGACAGUUGAAACAGCAAGAGAGAGCUUAUGUUGAACUGCUUGAGCGAUCACUGGUGAGUAGACCUCUGUUGUAAUACACAUAGUGUAAGAUUAUAUGUAUCAAUUACAUAGAGGAUAUUAUAUGGCCGUGCGGAGAUACAAAAUUUAUCUUCGAGUGUUGAAAAGUAUUUCAUGAGUGAGCGCAGCAAACGAGUGAAAUAUUUUCAACACAUGAAGAGAAAUUUUGUAUCUCCAAGCGGCAAUGUAAUGUUCUAUUUAUUAUAUAAACACCAAUUGAAUACCAAACCGUUUCACAGAAACAGUUUUAUCCUGUGAAAGGUGCGAUUUAUCAUGUAGCCAUAGCAACGGCGAUAUUUUCACAUGUGAAAAUAACAUGUUAUUUUCAUGUUUGAAGAUAUCAUGUUUUCGUGCGACAGCUCACCUGGUAUUUCAUUGGUGUUUAUAUAAUAAAGUAUGUUAUUUUAAUUGAAGGUAUGGCUCUUAAUCACAGGGCUAUCAAUAAUUAGGGCCCGUCGCUGGCCAAAACCGUCGGCUAGUUACCCAUCCUUAUGUCGUGGAAUGCCUGGGACAUUUCAACGGCAUAAUGUUCCCCUUCUUGCAUGUAUUCUGACGGAACAGCAUGGCAUACACAGUGGAAAAUACCUAUUGAAAACCCCUGGAAAUGCGAUUUUCAAGACUCUAAAUUUCAAAAUGUUCCUAGAUGCCUCCACCCUCCAGAACUUGUGCCUUUGGUGUGAGUUCCAAGGCUGUCUACUAUUCAUUAUCAGCUUGCUACUUAAAACUUUUUGAUAGCCCUGAAUUAUAAUAAUUUAUUAUUCUAGAUGUCCUCAUAAUUAUUUUAUUGACUGAUCGAGAUGAAAACCUUGAUUUAGUUAUAUAAAGGAUGGCUAAAGGGAAGAAAUGCAAAGAAAUGUUCACAUGUUAAGUUUUUUUUUAGGCAGUGGAACAUGAUUCUACAUUGGAAAACACGCCAUCUGUGAGUCAGCAGUCUUUAACAGAAGAGGAAAAGGUAAACACAGUAGAACUGUGGGUGAUUGAAGACAGAUACAAACCAUUGUAGCCAUCCAUUAAUACAGAACUGUCAUUAUCGUAAACUACUACUUCCUUUGUCUUGACUUUUACUUAAUUUUUUUUAUUUUACGUUAUGCUCUAAACUGCAAAGUAUACAGCUGUAUAAUUCUGAGAGCUGUGGUAUUUAUACAUAUACAUGUACAUGUAAAUGUGACAUGUGAUGAGACGUUACAAUUUUGUAGAUUUAUUAAAUUGACUUUUUCUUUUGCUUUUCAUCAGCAUGCACACAUGUAAGAAAUGCCAUACAUUGCAUAGCUACUAAUUCUAUACAUGUGCAUGGGGUAAUUGACAAUUUUCCUUUUGUGUGUACAUAUUUUUAAGCAGAGUGAAUCAGCAUCAAUACGAGAUGAAGAGCUUCAAGGACUUAGACAACAACAUGCACUGCUAAAGAAAAUGCUUGAACAGCAACAGCAGGUACAUUGUUGUAUUACAGACCAUUAACAUGCCAUUUGUUGUUUCUAAUAAAGAUGUCAUUAAUAGACCCUUCUACAGUUUCUUCAACUUUUGACAUGGACAAGUGACAAAAAACCCUGUCGACACCACUUGAAAGAAGGUCUUAAUAUUAGUAAGCUUACCAAGUUUGAAAGUGAUAUGUCUCAAACAAGCAAAGAUAUAGCUCUGCAAAGUCUCUCAAAUUUACAGACGAUUGUCUGUUGGGGGGCAAGUUGUGCACCCAUUAAAAGAACUUGAGAUUCUACUGUCUGAUCAAAGAACCAUUAUCUUUUAUAUCUGUUUUGAUAGCUAAAGGAGCUUCAGAACCGCCAGGCCACCCUUUUAACCCUUCAGCGUGAUGCAGAAAUGCGUUUGGCAGAAGCUGAAGAAGAGGUAAGUCAUUACAGAUUUUGGUGUGUUGCAGGUUUUAGUGUUAAUAACAGCUUAAUAAUGAUAAUGUCAUCAUCCACUAUUGCAAGAGCAGUGCUACGAUAAUUUGCAUUCAUUCUUUGUAGUAAAUAGAAAUUAUUACCAGAUACAUUAUUUAAAAUAUUUCUAAACAGCGUUAAGGUACGGAAAAACGGGCAACAAAAAAUGUGCGACUUGUCUAGCCUGCGUAGCAUGGCGGUUUUGUUGAGCCGGGCGGAGGAGCGGCGUAGCCGCGAAAUUCGCGUGCGAAGCGCGCGAGAACGAGCGGCGAAGCCGCGAGAAAAAUAAAAACCGCCUGCCCGGAUUCGUGGCCUUUUCAACUGCCGCCCCCUUCAACUCAUUUUGACAUCCUGUUGACAACUUGUUUGGUUUCAGUUUUCCCAGCCAAUUAGAAAUAAAGUGUUGACAGCCUAAACACGACACAAAAGCUCGUGAUAUAGUGUAAAACGUGACCUUGGCCGGAAUUGGAGUUUGCUUGAACAAACACGGGUUUUUUCUUUGUGGCUAUCUCGCACAUAGGUGACUACACUGCGUUCUAAACUUGACUGAGUAGAUCUUAUUUUUGCUGCACUAAGUCUUACAUUUAUUUAGAGGUCAUGGAGUUGGUUUGUUUAACCCGUAUUGAGUAAUUAUUUCCUGUGGUUAAUGUUAUUUUCGCUAAUUAGAAUUUGUUGAUCUCAGAUGCAGUUGUAAAGUACUAAUUUCUUUGACCACUCUUAAAGCCUAAAGCUUUUUAUUACGGCUAAAUAAAUAUUUUAGUUUCUUUGGUCUUUUCCGACUAAAAUGCCUGGAUCUGGACAACUACAAACCAAGGAGCCUUGGUUUGUAGUUUCUUUGUCACUGCUUUGUCCGUGAAUGUUUUGACGCUGGGCCCGGCUUUUUAACUGUUGUUUGCAGGAUGUUGUAUUUUUACGUAUAGCGCGAUCUUCAGAUUUGAGUUGUAGCUUAAGCUACACCAAGCAAAAAAGUAUGGAGAAUUACGCUGUGCGUCUUCUACCAUAUGCGAUUCAUCGACGACAAUCGCGGACGCCGUUCGAUGUAUUGCGCUGGAGUGCGUUAUUCUCUAACACCGAGUAAUAGAGAAAAUUGAGGUGAACUUUCUCGAAGCACUGAAAUUUACUGUUUCUGUCAUAAGGUCCAUUGCUUUACAUCUCAGCGACACCAUUUCAGAUAUCUGGUCCUCGGUAGUACUUUUUAGAGGGGAAAUUGUGAUCAUACAGGUUUUCGAUGAGGAUUAUUAUUUCUUCUUUGGCCAUAGCAAAGACAGUAAAGAUCAUGCUCUUGCCAAAUCUUGUUGACAAAAUUUCCAUGACAUCUCUCCUUUGAAGAAGACUGUAAAUGGCCAUUUCCUGUUUAGGCUUCAAUACAAUUGCCCUAUUUUCCCGUCAAAUAUUCAAGAUCGGCGACGCUCCGGUCAACGCUUCUUUGAUAUUUUGAUUUUGUUUUGCGGAGAUGAUUUGUUCAGUCCCUCGAAACUCUCCCAUGGGAGAUUACCAAAAUAUUUGAUUGACAGGCGAACAUUCCGAACCAAUCGGAACGAUCCGUACGCUGGCGUGCGGACCGACUCAAAAAAGCCCCCCGUCCGUGCAGGCGGUUUUUCAAGUUGCUUCCGCCCCAAUCUCCUCGCGGUUUCUCUGCCCUCGCCCGACUUUAUUACUUAGCGCGCCCAACCAAAACCGCCAUGCUACGCAGGCUACGACUUGUCUUGCAACAUUGCUUCAAAAUGAGUUGAAUAGCAGUGUUGUGUGUUUCACCACCCACAUCAAACCUGUCUGGCAACAAAUCAGGUUGUUAACAGGUUUGAACAUGGGUGGUAAAAUGCGCAGCAUCGCUAUUCAACUUGUUUUGCAGCAAUGUUGCAAGACAAGUGGCACGUUUUUUGUCGCCCGUUUUUCUGUACCUUUAGCAACAUUAUGUGAGACGAUUGACAUGCAAGUUGGGUAUCUUACUUGACUUUGUUUUUCUGCUAUAAUCAAAGUUGAAACCAAGUGCAAGGUUUAAAAGGAAAGAAUAAAAUUACUAUCUCCAGUUUGAACACACCAUACCAAUGUACAUUUUGUAUCACCUACUUACGUACAUGAAAAUUUGCACUCCCAACAUUGUCAAAGGGAUUAGAGGUAGGUAAAGCACUGGGAUACAGCAUUAAAGAUUGUUUUCUUCCAAGGGCCGGCAAAUCUCUGAUGAAGUUGGAGCAGUAGGUGGUGACGAUGCUGGAAUAGGUAACAGCAGAAGAGUGGCUGCGCCUUCUCAAGCUUCUCAGCAAGAGGCAUCUGCAUCUCAAAGAACACUGGAGGUAUUUUAUACUGACUGAUGUGGCAUUAAGUUAUCCCAGCAUACACCAUCCAACUUGGAGUAACAGUGCCAAAAAAAAUUUCUAUCGUGCUUAACAUAAAAUAAAUAGUUAUAGCAGUAGCUUUUGUUUCUGUCAAAAGUUAUUCAUGAUUUUCUACUUGUAGUACACAAAUCAUGUGCACUGUACGAUGAAAUCUUGAACCAUAGGUGGACACUUUUGACUUUUAGGGCACGAAAAGUGUCUGCCUGGGAUCAUGCUUAAAAGAGCAGAUUUUGUGUACAAAGUCCAGCUGUUCCUGGAUUAUCAAGACAGUGUAUUUCACAUGUCUCAUAAAGUUUCGUUGCCCAAAUUAAUGAAGUAAAAUUUUUCCUUUUCAUUGCCUGCUGCGCACUUUGGGCACAGUGUGAUGAACUUACCUUGUUAUGGUUAUUGGCCAGAUUUGACAUCUUAAGGGUUGAUUUUCAAAUUAAAAAAAAAUACUGGUUUUCCUUAUUAACAGGGGAAGAAGUAUAGAAUCUCCCUAAAAUUGGUGUUGUUUAAUUUGGUGAUGUUUAUUGCAACUGUGACAAGGUGGUAGGACACAAUGUUAACUGAUAUUGAUUCUCUUGUCUGACUUUUGUAGAGACCAAGUGUAAGUGGCUUAGAUGACAGUAGGUUUACACCUGAAGAGCUGGAGCUUAUGAAUCUUCUUCGAAAGCAUAAAGAGAGGGUAAAGCUUUCCCCUGGCAUUUUAGCACACAUUUAGUAUCUUGUGUAGCCUUUGAACUGCAAUUUGUUGUCAGAUUGUACUUGUAAUAGAUACAGUAAAUAACUUGUCUUGCUUUAUUGUCUUAAUUAACAAUUGCAAGUUAACUGCAUUACAAAUACGUGUACAAAAUGUAAUAUUAUGUACAAGUAGGGUAAAACUAAUGCUAAAAGAAUGUGGAUCACCUUAUCAAAGACAUCCCUUUUUUUAGUUACGAGGGGCAGUACUAGUGCAGCAUAAAAUCCAUGUAAACUGAAUGCCAUUUUUGCGACUGCUUGAAGUUAUUUUUUUCCCCAAAUGAGGUAUAGCUUUUUGAAAGGAUUUAGCAUUUUUGCUUGGGCAGAUUACUGAUUUGGGAAACAGUCUUCGCAGGUUAUUAUUUUUGUCUCAUAGUGACUGAAAUUCAGACCUGGAUGUUUGCCUUUACCUCUCCUACAUUGUUUGUUUUCUUAGUGGAGAGCUGCUGAUUCUGCAGACGAAAAGGAAAGGGAUGAAAGAGAGAACCAAAGGACAAAGAGGACAAACCAUGGUGCAGCAGUUCAAGUAAUGAUAGCAAACUUAGGGGAGAAAAUCCUGACUUCCUGGUUGUCAUGAAUAGCAAGUGGAAGUUUGGUGUUUCUCUUGAUGGGACUUGGUCUCAUCUCCAGUAGGAGAUGUAAAAACAGUGUCCUCAAUUAGUAUUUUUCUGCUGAAUACAUGUAUCUUCCAGUUGUUAUUAUUUUUUAUCUAGGUUCUCAUUAUUCUCAUUGCUUAACCCAUUCAUACUUCAGCUACCUGUAACUGCCAUGAUCGUAGAUCCAUGUCCCCACUAACACUUGUCACAUCAUCAGUCAUGGAAAACUUUUUGCCGAACAAGGUGUUUCAAACCAUACCCAAAUCAAAAUAACAGGCCACAGAAAAUGCAAAAAUUUAUGUAAACUUGACUAUAAAACUCCAAUGAAAAUGUUUCUCUGGUAGCCACCUGUACUUCCUUCAAACAUACGUGGCUUAAUUUAUGCAUUGAUUGCUUUUCAAUCAACACUGCCACACUAUGCCGUUCAGAAGCUGUGUUCACAGGUAAUUGAUUUUUGCAGAAUUGUAGGUUUUCCUGUUCCCCUCCCCGCUCCCUUGUUAUUAUUUUUUUUCUUUUGGUCACUCAAACGUUCUUACAGUAGCUUGAGUAAAAAUGUUCGUUACACAGACUAAACAUGCAUAGGCUCUGUAUGUUAGUUUAACUGGGACUAAAAUUAACGAAAAUGCAUACCUUCUUUUGUCUCUUAGGCAAUCCAUCCUGAAGUAAGCGCAGAGGCUGCAGAUAACGAGGUUUGAUACCCCAACCUUUUUUAUUGUCAAGUGUUAUUUUUUUUAUGUAAUUAAAUGUUUUUUUUUUGUGAUAAUAUUAAUUUUUAGACUUAAAAAAGGGAGAUUAAAACAACUGAGACUGUGCUAAAUGUAUCAACACCCACAUAUAUAAAGUUAAAACACUGUAAACGUUUGUCCUGCACAAGAACUGUAGUUGGUUGUCAGCUUUAAGUUGUAAGCUUGUGCCCUUUUUCAAAUAAUCUUGAUUGUCCUUUUAGGAGGCAGCCUUGGCUCUUGCUAAUGCCACACAAGAGAGACUAGAGCUUGAGAAUAAAUUAAUGGUUUUAGAAGCAAAAAAAGAGCAGAUGGACACCUUGUUAAGAGAGUUGCAGUCACUUAAAGAGGCACAACUAAGAAAAGGUACUUUUGUAUUUUCAAUUUACCUUGAGGUUUCUUUGCUUCUGGCAAACAUAUUAUUAUAGCAGUAGCUUAUAGCAGUCAAGGUACAGAAGCAACAAACCAGCCCUAUUAGGAACAUUUUAACUUGGUUAUUUUUCCAUCUGAUGCAGAAACAAAUUAUCGUCUGUAUCAGCAUUAACUCAGCCUUAGGGUAGCAUCAAUAUUUUGUAAAGUGGAGCUACUGUGUAUGUUUCUUAUUGAUAUUACUUGGAAUUGCAAUGUUUGAAUUAACUAUAGUUCUUUGGUUAUCUCACUUAAGAAUCUCUGGAAGCUGCAGGUGGUACUAGUUCAAGUGUAAAUGUGUCUAAACAAGAAGAAGAUGAGCCACUGGCCACAACUUCACAAAAACUGGAUGACGAGCGUAUUCUGGAGGCUUUAGAAGUUCACGAAAAACUUCAGUAAGAAUGAGAUUCGCUGUACAUGAACAUUGAUGCUAAAAAUGUAAUGCUUGCCAUUAGGGACUUUGGUAAAUUAAUGUAACUUGCAAGUAGUCAAAUAAAUUAUUCCUUGUUUGAAACUGUCAGGAUGUUUAUGUUUCAUUGUCUACAGCAGGUUGUAGUUUCACUGUGCCAAUGAUUAUGUUCUCAAAGGUCCAUUCUGUAAAAAACAUUAAGUGUUCAUGAGCAGAUAAAAAAUUAUGUACAUACCUUCCAAACAUUAACAACAUGCAUACAUACCGUAUGUCAGUAUCUGUACAAUGUUCCAAGCAUGGUUGAAUAACAUGUAUGUUUCCGGUCAUCUUAAUUUAAACAGAAAGCUACAAGAUGUAAGGGAUAGGUUAAAGCAGCUGCGAGACUUGAUAGGCCACUACCAGGUAAUUAAAGAGAUGUUUUUGGCUUGCUUUUCCUUUGUUUCUUUGUUUUUGCGUGCCUGUUUGUUUAAUUUUUUGUCCUUUUUAACUCUUUAAAGUUUAUGUUAUUCCAUGACAAUUGACAUUUCCCCGGAUGUGUGUUAAUUGAAUUAAACAUUGUGGAUUGUACCAACCGUUAUAGAAGCUGUUGUUUAAUGUCAUACCAACAGAUGUAGAAUGAUGCAAUAUAACCUAGCUACAGUGUAUUUGUUUAGAUCGCACCCAAUGGCUGUUUGCAUCAGAUUUUGUGAAUAACAAACUACCAAACAGUUGUUGGAAUUACACUAUAUUGUCAAGAAUGUUUGGUGUUAGUGGUCAAAAGUAGCAAUAACUAUGAUGUUGACAAUAACUUUGUCAAUCUCAGAUAACUUUGAUGAAUGGCCUCUUGAGGACAAAAACUACACUGAAAGUGUUGCCAAAUGGCGAUGAUUGCUUGAAAUGCAAAAGGCAAUGAAUGAUUUACCUGGCUCUCCAACCCACUUACACUUUGUUUUUGGAAAACAUAACCAAUAUAAAAGACUGUUAUGGAACAGCAAAAAGGCAAAAUACAAGAAGUAGAGGGCCAGAGAACUGGAAGAAAUGAAAGUUAUUAAUGUAGUUUUACUGAAACUUGGGGUAACUGUAGAUUACAAGAAUCAAUUUGUUUUUGUUAGGGUAUAAUCAAAUUGGUAUUACUUGUGAACUUUAAGUUUUGUCCGUCAUUGUCACAGUAAAUGACAUCAGACUGCUGGAUAACUUACGUUUCUGGCUUGGGUAAUGCCAUUUUAGACACCCAAUGUUCUUGUUUGUCAUCUGAAAUGUUCUCAACUGGGAAAUGUAUUUUUUUGCAUAAUUAUAUUAUAUAUAUUUUUAUUUAAUUUCUGUAGCCUUCACAAGGUGAGCUAAGCCAGAGACCAGAGGGUGUGCCACAAACUCACCCUGCAGUGGAACAGCUGAGCAUUCCAGUUCAGAGCACUGAGGAGCCAGAAGAACUUGAAGGUGCAGUUGGUGGAGCUAGUGCACCUGUUGAACAGGGCACGAGCAGCACUGACUGGUUAUUAAGUUCUGAUCUUGUCGAUCCAGAUCUUUUGGGGAAAAUAAGGUGCAACUCUUUAAGAAAUGUUUUUGUUGUCAAUGGUAAUUGUCCUAAACAUUUUAAAUCAGGAAAUAGAAAGUUGAAAAAAAUAAUUACGAAAAGACUAAGCCAUAAUGUGAGCCACUGUAGAUGAAGUGGAUGGACUCUUCAGCCCCUUUCCGUUGAAACGAAGAGAAAAAAUGAGAAGGAAAGAAAAGGGGGAGUAGACCACAAGACCUUGACAGUGACUCUUCCUAGUAUCACACUAUUAUUUACUGAAAUUUCCACCAGUGCCCGAUGUUAACCUUAAAAGCUGACCUCUUCUCCUCUGCAUGCUAGAUGUUAGGGUUGAGUGUUAUGCUAGUUAAACCAACAGAAAAUAUUGUUAACCUGCAUAAAAUGCCCUGAGACCUCUUUAUAUACAUGUAGACACGAACACCCAGAAAAUGUGCUGUAAAAUUUGACUGGAAAAAGAUACCUUACAAUAUCCAAGUAUUUGCUACUUUGUUCUUUUCAAUUUUCUCACAGACAACUUCAAGAAGCAAGAGCAAGGGUUGCUCACCUAUUCAAACAGACAAAUGAAAACGUUCAGGUUGGUUGCAAUGAUGUGAUCAGAAAUAAAUAUAAGCUUAAACAACUGUAUUUAAACUACAGAGAGUUACGCUAUAAUGAACCGCAAUGAGUUGAAACAUUAGUUUGCUACAUUGUUCUACAAAGCAGGGUGCAAAGAAAAACAUUUUUACAGCUUGCCAUUUGGGCAAGCUGAAGCUAACAUAAACUAGCCCAAAUAUCAUUUCAACUAGCCCCAAAAACGCUCUGAUGAGCAGAUUGAUUUCACAGUUCUUCUGUAAUUUGAAUUCCUCAACAAAAUUCACUCGCCCAUCGGGCAAGUUAAUUACAGAAUUCACUAACCCGAUAGCAAAUCCACUAGCCCAAUAAUUAUUGGCCUUUACUCGAGCGAUUAUAGUAAGUGAAAAAUGCCAUAGUAGUAUACGCUACAGAUAUUGCAGUAUCACACACGUUUUAUACAUUUAAAUUUACCAUAAUGGACGCAAUUUACACGAGAAAAUUGGGUUUCUUUGCAGUUGGUCCCAUCAAGAGUAAACAAUGAAGAUGUUCAAACACAGACUACUGAAGAGGAAUCUGAGCCAGAGUCACAGACAGACACUGACGUAGAGAGCGCUGCUAGUUCAAGUGUCAACACUUUAGCAUGGCAAGAUGAUCCUGAAUUUCAAGCCAAAGUCAAGUGAGCAAUUCUUUAGAUGGUUUCUUUGAAUAAUGCGAAUGGCUAUUUUAGGACAGGGAAAUCAACAUUUUUCGUUGCAUGUAUCCAUUUCUGUCUUUGUAAUCGUUCUCUUCUGUUCUUCUGUAAUUUAGGAAACUGAACUCUGCAAAGCAGAAACUAAAACAACUCCAGGAACUUGUGAAAAAGAUACAACAGGUAUUUGCUUUUUAAGGAGAGAAAACAUUUGAUAAUGUUAGGGCUAUGUCAGUACUUAACAAUAGAGACACAACAAAAGUACAAUUUUAGUCCACAUGGUUUGGAAUACUACAUCCAUUUGUAAAUUGUUGUCCUUAGUCUUCCGAUAUUACAGUCUUGAAUGCUAGUCUGUGGCCAACUGUUGCCAACUUGUUUUUGGGAAACUAUCAAGGAACUUAGUGUUUUUUGAUUCUGCCGCAAUUUUUGUAAAUCUCACUUUAACAGUGCUUUCUUGGCUAAGAAACUAGGAAGUCCCACCGUAAGAGCAUCCCCAAUGUGUGCCAUUUGGUCUGUCAAGUGAACCAGUGACUUUCCUGACUGCAAGCAGAAGGCUGUAUAGUCAAUGUGUAUCUUAAAAUAACCUUCCAGCCUUACAAUUAUAAUUUAAAAGCCAAUUCAUACUGCGGUACCACCUGCAGUGCCAGCCUCCAUGUUGAUGUUAUCAGUAUUUGACUGUUUACUGCAAUAAAGGAAUCAAAACUGUGAAAAGCAUUAAACUAUAAAAUAUAUAUACUGGUGAUAUUUCGGAUGAUGUCUGUAGUUCAAAGUUUCAAUAUUAUACUUUGACUCAGACCAUUUUCGAAAUGACCCAAUUUAACAUGUCACAUGGUUAAUUUCUAGAUUGAACACUGUUUGGUGGUACACGAUCAUGUUACAUCCAUAUGUUUUCUCUUUAGUUUCCAGACUCAUCACCAGCUUUACCAGCAGAGCUAGCAGAACUAAGUUUUGAUGAUGAAGACUUUGAUGAUGAAGAUGAUGAUGAUGACGAUGAUGAUGACGAUGAUGAUGAUGAUGAUGACAGAGAGGGAGAAGAUGAGGAGGAAAGAGGUGAAAGCAACAGAUCUGAGCCUUCAGAUGACAAUGAAGGCGUUGACAUUCAAAAUGAAGAGGAGGAGGUUACUUCAGCUACUGAAGAUGAGGAGGCUGGUGGAGAUUCCACUUCAUUAAUCAGAAACGGGAUGCUGCAGCUUGAUGGUUGGUGUUUAGAUGAAAUAGAGGCAGCCAAAAUGUUUUAAGACCUGCUUAAGUGGCACUUUUUAUCAUAAAUACUAAUAAAUUUUAUUCUUUUCCUCAGCAGGAAGCGACCAAGAAGCAGUUUAUCAAAGGUAUUUGCGCAAACAAACUGAAGAGCUGGAGCAGCUGCAACAAGAAAGGCAGAGGUUACUGGAGAUGCAGGAGGAGCUUACAAGAAUGAGCCAACCCUCCAAACCCCACAUUACAGUGGCAACCCAGGUAAAGAUGGUGGAAUCAUAUUAUAAGUACUAAAUCAAUUCAUGAAAGAUAAUGGUGAUUAGUUCAUUUAGAUUGAGAAAAGGUCAAGUGCAACUUCUUCGUGUAAGGGAAGUCGUGUCUGAUGGCCUGGGACCAGUGGACUUUAUGUUCUGACUAGAGAAUUCUGUUCUUAACGUUCCUAACGGGCAAGAAAAGCCCGUGGAGGGAACAGUCAAGUCACAGAAGUACUGAAAGACAAACGUUUACAUUCCAAAUCAAUUCAUGUGGAUUGAAAGCUGCAUUUCAUACUGGUCUAAGUGGAAUUUUUACAGUUAUUAUUAAAAUUAGUGAAGCAAGUGAUUAUAAUUAUUAUACUAUUUCACAGUUAAGGGCUUAGUACCAUAGCCUUCAAGUGAAUGCAAGGCUGAGGUGGACCUUGUUUUUAUACAAACCUCCUUUGUUUUCUUAUGGAAGUUACUAGUUAGAAUAAAAACAACAAGAUUCACAUAAGAAAGAAGAAAGCAUUGUAUGAAAAGAAAGUCAACUCCAGCCUGGUUUCCAUACAUAACUGUAAAGUGGCCUAUGGUGAUUAAUAAUUUAUCUAGACUUGGGACGAGUUGACCUCCCAUAAGUAAUUACUGUUCUUAAAAGUGAGUGAAGUGAGCUUCAAUGCAUGAGGUCGCACAGUGACCGAGCGAGCGACAAAGUCUCGAGGUUGACUUGUUUCACCUUAAUGAAUUUGAAUCAUAUAAAUUCAUGUGGGAAAAAAGUGUUUGACAUUAUGCUGUGUCAGGAGUGGCGUGAAAUAUUACUCACUGUCUUAUUGGUCAAUUGUCAUGACGUCACGGAUAGAAUUUUUGACUGGUGAAUUUCACGCCAAGCAGGUACUAAAAGUCGUUUAAAAUGGCAUAACCAACCAGGAAAAACAGUAAAGGACUUUUGGAAAGUCUAUAAUUUAUCCUGCUCAUCAAAAUUAAUUCAGGGCCAGUACAUGCUAGCUACAGCUUGUCUGAAUUGGUUGCUCUUGAACUUAUUUUCUUUGCACACUGAACUUAAAUGAUAAAUUUCAUUGAAGCCAAUGUCCAAGCUUAAAGUUUUUAACCAGAGAAAUGCUUAAUGUUACUUUAGAUCUGUUCUCCAGUCACUUGAAUAGCUUCGUAGUUCGUUAAAUUGUACAAAUUAAUGAAGAUUUUUCUCGCUCAAAAUAUUAGUGCAUGUCAUAUACUUUGGAGACAAAAAGUUCAGUUUGAUGGUUUUGUUGUUGACGUCCUUUAAUUCGUUAUGUUACAUUUUAGACCACACGAGCACAGGCUCAAAAGCCAGAGACGGGCGGAUCUGUAUUCAGGCAUGAUACUUUCACUAUCAGUCGAGCAGAUGGCUCCAAGAGACCAAUUAUUCAUCGGCCCGUCAAUAGAGAAAUGUCAACGCAGACACCAUUCUAUGGAAGUGAUCUGAGAGCUGCAAGAUCUGUGGACUCAAAUGAACCUCCAAGAGGUGAAUUAGUCGUCUUUUGUUUUCUGUGUAUUAGGUGGCAAGGCCUUUUGUUAAGAAAUAAGAUGAUAGAAAUGUGUUAGUGAAUUUUAAGCCUGGUGAAUACAUAAGAAAAAUGUUAUUCAGUUAGUGACACAGGCAGUUUGCCAGUUGAAAGAAAACAUCCGAGUAUUCCCAAAAGAAGAGUAUCAGAUCAUCGUGCAGAAUCUAAUUCAGUAGAAGUUAAAGUGUAUUGUUAAGCUUUUACUACAUGUAUACACACACUGGAAGAUUUUUUAAAACCAGAGUGUGACAUAGACACUAAAAUAUGCUAUAUCAACUUGUAGGAACCUUUAUUUGUAAGAUUGGAAAAUUAAUUAAACUUUUGACUAAACUCAAACCCGUUAUGAUAAAACCCUCUGUUAUAACAUUCUAUUGUCUGUUGGUGUAUGUCACUUUUACCUGUAUAAAAACGAUUGUCCCCAAUAAUGUCUGUAGGAAUGACGAAACAAAAACAGUGGUAACAAUAGUUAGUCGCGUGCUUGUAGUGACACUUUUGCAUAAUAAUUGUUAUUUUAGCUCGUCCUAGUGCAUUAGUUUGGUCAGAACUAAGACGCCAAAGGGAACUACACGAAGAAAAGCUUAAGAAAAGAAAACAAAGGUUCUUAGAGAAACGAAAGAAGGCUGGCUUGGAUGAUGUGUCAGAAGGUGGCACCUACUCAGUUCGAAGCGGCAGGAGUGGGGAUUUAGAUGAAGGGUUUGGAGUGAGUAUGAUGAGUGCUGAUAUCACUACAGCCACAUGGGGAGGUUCCACCCAACCUAGCAGUACACAGAAUGACUCUGCAGUGUCAGCUGAUGGCUCUGAUGAUGAAAAUCAGGGAGGAGAGGUACGGUUUCAUAAAAACAUGAAUGUAAUGACAUAUAUUCACGUCAGACGAGCAAAUUUCUAUACCAAGCCUCGUUUUCAAAUAAUCUUCUUGCGUGAAUUUGAGAUUGCCCGUGUGAAAUUUAUAUAAUGUUCAGUUCUUUUAGUCAGCUUUUUUGGUUAACUGCCUCUGCGAGCGAUAGGCUCAGGGUUGAAGUACUUUUUAAAGUUUUCUUUGAGGCAGGUUGUGAUCAAUUGCUUUGUAGUGUAUCAUUAGAAGUCAUAGCUAUAUUACGUCCUGUUUCCUUUUACUGCAGAUUGCAGUUGAAGUAGAAGAUGAUUUUCCUGAAGGAAUUGUACAGGCGGAAGAAGAAGAGGAAGAACAGCUAGAAGCAGGAGUGGCUUUCUCUGGCGGUGCUGAGGCUGUGUUCCGGAGCAGGGAACGAGUGCCUCGCAUGUCUGCUUUCAGAGACAGUGUAGACAGUACCUCCCAAACAAACAGAAACAAAAAGAGGAAGCUAGAUAGUACAAUCUUAUCAGGUCAGUGUCACAAUUGGUUGGUGGUCUUGAACAGUUCCUUGCGGUCAUGCAUUUUUUAACAAACAUUUCAUAAGUGCUUUUGUUGUACAUCUUGAGCUGUCAUUCUGUGCCCUUAAAAAUUGCUUUUUAUUGACUUGAUCAAACCAGCUCGGACUGAGUUUUGAAAUCUGUACCAUAAUUGCUUAGCUACAAAAACCCAACACCCUUUUUGUCAGUAGUUUGAAAUAAUAACCCAAGCAGAUGUCUGAUUUUGGUUCCCAACGUGCUCUAAAAGAUCUAACAUUUUGUUCCCCCUUAUACGAGAGGAACGUGUACGAAAGUACAAGCACAUGUAGACAGUUAUCUUUUUAUUUUUAAAACACAGCGCAUAAUAAUAGAAGUCCUUUUGCUAGUGUAUUUUUGCCUUCAGAUUCAUACAAGACCUGUUGCACCCUCGUAAAAUUGAAUUGUUAUUUGUUGGGUUGCGUUUUCUAUGAACUUUUCCCUGUUCGACUCACACAGGCGGAGCCCGUAAAAGAGACCGAGAAAGAGGCCUAACAUUUGAAGAUUGGCCCAGAACUUUCUACUUCGACAGGAAUUCCAGAGGGAGGAUAAGGCAAGAGGUAUAGUCAAGGUUUCAUCAGUAAGAACGCUCAACUACGCUCUAAGACAGUGGAACUCUAAAUCUGUUUGUAAGGUGUUUAUUGUAAAUAGACAAAUAGUGUUCUAUGCCCCAUUUACACCAGCUAAACAAUUAUGUUUAAUUAAACCAGGUUUUAUAAAAUGAAAAGCAGACAGGUUGAAGCACAGGUUUUUACACAGGAUUCAAAUGAAAUUCAACAUCCUUCACAUGCUUUGUAAUUUGCUGUAAAUUUGCAAUAAACUUAAGUCAGUAAGCCGUUUUUAUAACGAAAACAAUUUUAAACCGUGUUAAACAGCUUUUAAACAUGUUAUAGCUUUGGUGUGAAUGGGGCUCCAGUGGGGGCUGUGAGCUGCUUUGACGCUGUUGACAGCAAACAAUGUUUAGAUGGGAGAGUUGGCCAAGUGUAAACACCUUGAACUUAGUUUUGUUAUACACCUGACCAUUUAAACUCUGCUCUAAUAACCUAUCCGUUUAGUUUAUUGACUUUAACGUCAGGCAGAGGGUGGUAUUUCUUAUCAUGAUAUUCUAUGGAAAUGGCUGUUUUCUAAAGAAUGCUUAUUGGGUGAAGGGCUUUGCAGAUCCUGCUCUGUGUUUGUUGUAUAGAGUAAUGGACUACCCUCGUUCCUGGGUAGUGAAGUUUGAUACCGACUACCUCUCAUAAGCCACCCCUCACCCCACCCCACUCAUCAUCCCCCGCCCUUCGCGUUCAAAGGCCUCUCCAUUAGUCUCUCUUGCUACCUGUAAACAAAAAAGUACAUCCGUUUAUUAGCCCUGCUAAAGGCAAGAACUUAUAAACAGCAGUUUACGGUAUGUCGAGAGUUUUUCUGUCCAACUGAAGAGCUUUUUUUUGUUUUAAGAAUUUUACACCUGCUGAACAACUCAUCAAAGAUCGUGAACAGGAACAGUUUAACAUGGAGCGUCAGGUUUGGGAGCAGCAUUGUGAGCGUCUCCACCAGGAAGUGGCCAACCUUACCACCCUGUGUAAUGACCUUCUUAGAGACCAACAGAUGCUAGUGUCCACCGUGAUUAGUCGAAAUGUCACAAGCGGUCCGUCUCCGAGUUCGGCUGGUUUCCAGAACAUUUCCAGCUCGGGGAGUGGUCUCGGUAAGCUUUUUCUUAUAGUAGUCAUUAUAGAGCGUUUUCACAUGACGUCACGGUACCAUAAUGACCAUAUCGGUGUUCCAAACCGAUGAAACGGCGGCCAUGUUGGUGUUCCAAACCUAUGGGAUAACCAUCUUUUAAGUUGGUGACUAUUGUUUCGAAAAGUGCACAGUGUAAUAACGUCAGUCGCACUCCCAUAUAUGUGUGUAAAGAUAAAGAAAAGCUACUUAAAAGAGGCCAUUAUUGUUACACAGGCUCUGAUUUAUUUAUUUGGUAUUUUGGUUGAUUUUUCAGUACUCUAGCUCUCCUAAGGCUUGGUUUCCAAUUGAAUUAAACUCAUUUAAUUUUUAAAAUGUCUUUUGGCCGAAAUGUUUAUCCUUUCAGGGAAGUUUCAGGGAAGCUGCUGUGUAUUGUAUCUUGUGCCUACUCUCAGCAAAUUUUUUGUUUAGGAGCCGUUUUAAUUCAUAUCAAUUAUUUUUACUUGAACAAACGUGUCAUCUGUGCGAGUUUCUUUUUUUGUUUGCAUUCACAUUACAGGCAGUAACCCAUUUGAGCAGUAUCAGCAAAGGCAGCAAGAAGCGUAUCAAGGGCUCCAAAGCUUCUUUGAACAACAGCGCUACAUGCAGCAGCAGCACCACAUACUUCAAAGCCUCAAUCAGUGUUACUCCCAACUUCAGCAACAGCAUCAAGACAUGGCAGUUCUUCAACAGCAAUUCCAACAACUCUUUUCAUACAACCCCUCUUCGGCUCUCAGUGAAAACUACCCCUCACCUCAAAGGCCUUUCACGGCGUCCCCAAACGAUGCUAAUACCUCUCCGAUGUUUAUGAAUCUGCCAUUUCACAGUCCACAACAGCCACCCUUCUCGGCUCCAGUGAAUAGUCAGGCUUCUUUCAGUAAUACUUAUCAGCCUCCUUCUUCGGCACCUGUAUUCAGAGCUGCUUGGCAUCCUACAGUUGGUCCGGUUAGUUGCUCUGAAUCUUCACACUGAAAAACUAAAGAAGUCGCUCUUUGGAAUAGAUAUGCUUUCAUGUAGGCGUUUUCGUCGGGUUGGCGAAUCUUUUUGUUCGCGUAUUCGCCAUGUGAAAUUCUAAAAAAAAAUCAAGGAGUCGUGGCAGCCUCAUCCGAAGGGUUGCUGUUUUCUACAUCCCCAGUCUUGCUUGAUGAUAAAUGUCGGCCACGACAUAGACCGUGCCACAGUUUUUUUUUUUUCAAGUUUUGAUAAAGACCAGUAAACAAAUAUCCAUCGGCACUGCUGGAAAGAGCGCCUUAAAAGUAGGAAACGUACCAAGUUUUUACCAAGUUUUUACCAAGUUUUAAGGUAAUGUGUCCACCACAGCAAGCGAAAAUUUGCGUCACAAAAUCGCGAAAUAUACAGACGUUGGUAUGGUGGAGGCACGAACUGGCCCUGACCUUUGAUCGUUACUAUUAAUAUUAAUUUAACCAUUGUUUUUGUUUGUUUGUUUGUUUUUUUAUUGUUGUUUUGCUUUGCAGUCCACCGCGUCAACUACUGAACGAAGGGAAAACACCCAACCGUCUGGGAGCAGGCGAGAACCUAUUCAGGAGUCUUUUGGGUUAAACCCAGACACAGGCAUCCCAAGUCCAAGGGCUACUAGGUAUCGCGGCCAUCCUGUUGAACCUGCCCCUCCCCCAACCUCCUCAGGAUUGGCCAGUUCUGUCAAAGUGGUUCGAGAAGUAGGUGCCAGCUCAGCAGGGGUGGGCUUAUCACCUGCUACUGUUAAACAGAAGCGGAAGUAUGAUCCCAGCUCAUACCAAGGUACGUGUGUGUUUGUUUAUUGGUAGACCCACAUGUACAUAGGGACACCAAAAAUUCAAGUUGUAAAAUCCAAAAAAUAAUGGUUUGCGUUAGAAAAAUAUGGGCUGCGAUUUGAAGCGACGCAGUUACCCACUCUUUUUUGUUUGUUCUGCUGAUUUGGAUAUGCUUUGUACCGGGUCGUACACCCACUGUGUCAAAUUUCAUAGUUAAUGGUCAUGCUCAAGACUUCCACCCGGGUGGGUUGUUUGAGUGGUAAGCACCCAUUAUCUCCAAGAUAAGAUACGUGCAGAAAGUGUCUUGUCAAAACCACCCAAUGACCAAUGUUUUUAUCUUGUUAAGUGGCACGUGUUUUAAGUUGUGCUUUUAAGUUGUUACCGAUUUAGAAUGUAUUGUUUUAAAGUUUGACGCCAAAUAAAGCUGCUCAUUUAUAAGUCUCCGUCGCAGCCGUUCUUUGGCACUAAAAACGACCUGGUAGGAGACUACUUAUAUAUAGCAUAAUAUAUAUACGGUAAAUACAGACGGAUAGCAACUGUUAGAUAGUCGAGUGUACUUUGGCUGUUUGUCAGCUUUUUUUGAAAAACCUUGUAGAUCUGAAGUAAAGAAUUGCCACUGUCAUACUCGAAGAACUAUGCUGCCGCCUCGGCAAUCCAAAAUGGUCCAGUUCUAAUUGAUGAGCUGACUGCUCUACAUAUUCUGACGAUAUACAUUUAUCUUUUUUGAUUAUAACUAUAAUAAUAAUUAUAAUUGGCAAGGAAUCUCUUAAUAUUAAAGGGGCUUUGUCACGUUGUUUACUUCAUUAUGUUUUGAAAUAAUGUCAAUUACGCGUCGUUAUUCGUUAUGGAACUUGAGAAAUUACCUGUGAAUGGCAAAAUCACAGCUUAGUGUCAAACAAAAGUCUCCCAAGCAUUAAAUCAAUUGUUACAAAAAACAGCAAUGAAUCUUGAAUAACUGUAAGGCUAACAUGUUUUCAAAUACAGUUGAACCUCUCCACAGCGGACACCUUGGAGCAGAAGAAAAUGGCCGUUGUAGAGAGGUUUAAACAAGAGUCAAUGUAUGGACUGUCCGCCAAAAAAAAAAUAGCCGUUGUAGAGAGCUGGCCGUUAGUGGAGGUUCGACUGUACCACGGUUGUAAUCCUUUUCAAUCGUCGUCAACUUCUUCCAUCCCUCCCUCCUUUUUUUGUAUUUGCUGUGUAUUUUACGCCCCCUUUUCAUGUUCUGAACAGUUUAAAUUUAUUUAUGCUACUCAGUUGGUUAGCGGUUACCACAGUUUUAAUUAUGAUAAUUUUCGUGACACGGCUUCUCUAAUCUAAGUUCCCCAUCGGAAGGUUUCCUGAAAAUUAAAAGUAAGCCUUGUUCACUAGAACUGACAGUCACAAGUGCCGCUGCUGCCAAAACAGAGAGUACCACAGAUGUGAUUGGUCGAACUUUCAACACACCACUGAGGGCUUCGGCUGUAGCUGACCUUGCGCAGAAAGAUAAAUCAGCACAGAAAAGCACUGGAAUUUUAGUACAGAAGUUGGUGGCUGAGUCAGUGGAGACAUCUUCAAGGGCCUCCAGUGUGCCAGGAGAUGUUCAGGAUGUGACUAAAAGGUACAGGGUUUCUUUCUGUUUGUGGUUCUAAUGUAGUAUUAAAUGUGAACGUUAAGGUCCGUAGUUAGCGUUUUCGUGACGCAAAAAUAAACUAUUAAAGAACUAACAGCCUUCCUGUUAGUAAGCGGCCAACUGGGUGAAGUUCCACUUAUUUUCGCCUAAUUCAGCUUAGGCUCAUUAUUUGUAAAUUGUUUGGGUGUAGCCCAACUAUUUUUCUUUAUUGUAUAAAGCAAAAGAAACUCUUCAUGCAGACAAAAUUUGUGGCAUAAAGACGGCAUUUAAGUGAAAAAUGACUGGAGCCAUUCCAUUAAAAACCCACUUUUUUAUUAAUAAUUAAUAAAUUAUUCUUUUCUCCGUAGCUCUUUGCAAGAGCCCGAUCGGUAAGUUACUGUAUUUCGUGAUAUUUUUUUCGUAUCCUUCUUUCUGUUCUCAUUCAAUUUAUCCUGGGAAAACUGCCGACCGUUCGCGACGCUACCACUGGUUUCCCCGCGAAAUGACGCUGAGGAACAAGCGUAGAAAUUUCAUACUAAUGACGCGUCGAUUCCCAGGACUGGGUAUAGCUAUUAAUUGGUUGUGCCGCGAGGAAAAUUUGCUUCAACCAAUCAGAUUCACAAUCCAGAUCUGAGUGUGACGCGUCACCAGUAUGGAAUUUAGCGUGAGAAAACAGACUUCAUUUCGCUGGGAAACCGGUUUUUGCGUCGUGAAAUGUCGGCUGUCUUCUCAGGCUAAAUUGAGUCAAGCUGAAUCAUGUUUUUCUCUUCUCCAUUCUCACAGAGCCUCAGAAGCUGGUAGUGAGUUUUCCCUCUUUGAGGCAUUAAGAGAUUCAAUAUAUUCUGAAGUUGCGACUUUAAUUUCUCUUAAUGAGUCCAGACCUCAUUUUCUGGUAAGACAUCUUCACGUUCGCUUUUCUAUAUCCCUUACUUGAUUGUUAUUUUUUCUAUGGUUUCGUUUGGUGUUCCCAAUUUCUAUUGUAAUGUACUUCAGUUCAACGUCUUCACAACGGCCACUUUGGGGAGAAUCAAUGUAUGGACUGUCCCCCGCCCACCCCCCCCCCCUAAAAAAGGGGCCGUUGUACCCCCCCCCAAAAAAGUGGCCCUUGUGGAGAGGUGCCCGUUUGUGGAGGUUCGCCCGUAGUUGAAAAGAGCAAGAUCAGUGCUGAACAGUGUUGAAUUUUGACAGAUAAAUUUUGAUUUUCUUAUUUUGCAGCUUGAGCUGUUCAGGGAGCUCCAGCUGUUGACAUCAGAUUACUUGAGACAGCGGGCUCUAUACGCCUUGCAGGACUUAGUGACGAGAUUUUUAACUGAAGACUCAGUAGUAGGUGCCGAAGGAGGAGCACUGCAGCAGGCGGUAAGCGCUUAACUACUUCUAUUACCUUGUAUCAACUUAUUAAAAUUCUUUUUGCGCUCUGAUUGGCCGUUAUUAAACUACCAAAUUGUAGACUGGAAAUCGAGAAAUGUCAUGCUCCGUUAUAUUACCAGAAGGUGCUGUUAUAUAUGCAUUAGCAAUACGUAUUCUUGUGAGACUUAACGAAAACAAGUAAAAGACUUACUCUCGAUUUCUAUCAGUUUUUAUCGUUGGAGCAAAAAUUACAGUGGACUCCUGAUAACUCGAAACUUCUAGGGAAAUCGAAAAAAGUUCUAGUUCGAGUUAUCGGGAGUUCGAAGCAAAUAACCGAAAAUAAGGAAAUGGAUGGGGAAGGACUACAACUAUCAUGCCCCCGCCACUCACCCUUAUUUUUAGACCAAACUGAGGUCCGAAAGGCCGAAAAAAAAUUUUGGAGACCGGGGCUCCCCUCCCCUUAUCCCAGGGUCUGGAUGACCCCCCCCCCCCCCUUUUCUCAAGGUCUGGAUCCGGCACUGCAAUGUGCCUGAUUAUAUUCAGACAUCGUUGAACACUUUAUUUGAAACUGGGCUGACUUAAAAAUAAAGACAAAGAAUACGCGGUUGUUUUAAAAUGUGAAAUAAAUGUAAUGUUUCGGACAUCAUCACACUUUUUUUUCGACUUGUCACCCGCUUAAAACAUGGGUCGAGUUAUCGAGCGUGAAAUUACAUAAAAAACGAAUUUAAGGGGAAAUCCAGGGGAAAUCGAUUUUGGUGAGAGGUAGGCGCGAGGUUCGAUUUAACGAGGGUUUGAAUUGAGGGAGUCGAAGGACUCCACUGUAUCCCUGACUCCCACAUUCAACAGAAUAGUACCAGUGACUUAAACCUCGUUUCAGAUACCCAGUCUAAUUAUCGUUCUCCUUUCUUAUCUGUUUAAUAGCGGUUCCAGGAAUGGCUGGGCUCUAACUCAGAACUGACUCCAAGUGAAACAGUUGAGACCUUUGAAGAUGACGAAUCAGAGGUAGGGGUUGGUACCCUAGAGGUGGCAAAAUGUGUUUCGACGUAGUGUUAAGGUUUCUUGUGUGUAAAAAAAAGUCUACCUUCUGCUCCUCUAUUUUGGGUCACGUUUUCGUUUCUGUGUAUGCAUGUAAGUAAAGCCUCAUUUACCAGCACUUUCUUUGCGUGUAGAAAAACGGGACAAGGAAUGAGAAUCUUUGAAGCCCACUUAUCAAAACGAGGACCAAACGUCAUGGCUUAUUUUAGUAUUUUAUUUUAUUUUCGUUACGUUUUCAAGAUGACCAACUGAUAAGCAAUUUGAUAGUGAAAGGCUGCGUAACAUGUUCGAGAUGAGCAAGUGAAUUCGACUUUGAUAGCGAAAGGGUUCGAUUGUGGAUGAUGUACACACAGUCCUUUACGGGCAAACUGUUCUACAACAGCCUCUACUGUCGUAGUUACCUUUUAAGUCCCAAUAUCCACAUACACACUGAUCUCCCUAUACUUCCCUUAAGAAUAGUUGAGAGAAUUUGUCUUUAAGAUCAAAGCAUUUUCCUUUAGGUGAUCAUUUUAUUAAUUCUCAUAUCCUUUUCUCUUGGACACGUGUUGAUAGUGUGUAAGAGAAAAUUGAUGUUGGUCACCCUUGGAACUUUGAUGGGCAGUAUAGAGGGGUUAAAACAAGAGUGAAUGUAUGCGCCUCGGCAAGAAUGGCCGUUCUUGAGAGGUGGUCGUCAGUAGAGGUUGGACUGAGUGCAUUUUACAUUGCAGACAAGGGAAGGAGCCGUUGCUCCAGCUGAGACCGUUACAGAAGGUAUCUAUGACUACGCAGAGAACGUGGAAUCUGGAAGCACUCUGUCAACGCCUACAUCCAGCCACACAGGAGAAGCACCCUUUGCCUGUGAAGGACUCGGAGAUACUGUUAUUCACCUUGACAAGGUAUGCUGAAAUACAUUUAACUCCUCCUUCGUAUAACUGGAAGUGGGGUAUGCAGAGGAUUCUACCGUGGCCAGCCAGCCUUGUACCCCUCUUCCAGGCACUCGUCACAAUGAUUGAAAUGGUAAAAGCAAAUGUUGGGUAGGAUGGAGGGUAAUCUUAAAAAAACCGCUCCAAAUAAAGGCUCGGAAGUGCUGAAACAUCUACCACAUUGCCGCUACUAAUGUGAGCAUGCGCUUGUGAGUUUCACCGUUAGCCUUCAAGAGUCAGCUGAGCUCCCGACGUUUAACUUUGAUUUGUGAUUUAAUUAUAUGUAACUUCGUCUUGCGACAGAAGUCCAAGUAGCGGCCUGAACUAGUCAACUGUCAUUUGAAUAUAUUUCUCUUGAAGACUUAGUUUGUUAUUGUGAUUAUCAGUUCAAAAAAUUUUGUAGCUACAUCGAACUCUAGCUUGAUGUUGAACCUAUAAUUGAAUGUCAGUUACAUAGGACAGUUUUUUUUCGAAAACAUGACGCAUCGCGAAUUUUGGGUUAAAAGUUUAUUCUUAAUUGAAUGGUUUAAGUAUUCACAAAAAGGGGAAGGUAAACAAAUUAAGGAAGGUCUCUGUAUCUCUAUAAGAGGGUCCCAAAGCAUGAUAGUAAAUCUAAACUGCUUUAAUUGCCGUAUCCUAAGAGUUAUCAUAUUAGGCUAUCUAUAAGAUCUUACUUAGCGUGUCGUGUUGUCGUUUCAGGCUUUGAGCAGAAUGCGUGAGUAUGAAAGACUGCGAACAGAGGGGAAACUGAGUGAACUGGUAGCCAGUCAAUCUGCCGCAAGGGACAAACUCAUCAAAGAUGACGUUACUACGAGUUCUGCUGGUGACGUAGGGAGUGAAUCAUCAAUCUCUGAUGUGCAGGUUAGUCACGCGUUUUGGCGGACCACUGCGCAUGCAUUGGUGAAUACCUGGUAUUGUACCCCGCUAGAAGUGAGGGUUACUUUCAGCUGGUAUUGGGAAUUGUAAAGUAGUGGACAAAAGCACAGAAAGAACUCAUUUCUUCAGAAACUGAGGGAGCGGUUACUAAACACUAACUUUCGUGGCACUGUGAAACAUAUCAGCCCUUAUGAGCACAUUAUUUCAGAAGGGAUAUGUACAUAUAUAUUUUUCGGAAAUACAUGUGCAGUCUUGACUAGGUUCUUAUAGUAUUUAACAAUUAUUCCUCGAGCCCGAAUGAGCUCCAAGUCAAUAGCCCAUGAGGCCAAAGGCCGAAUGGGCUAUUGACUUGAUUAUUGUUUUAGUAAAAUCCAACUAGUUGGACAAAAAUAUAGAGACAAAACAACUUUGCUAGCAAAACGCGAUUCAGCCGCCAUUGUUUUGGUUUUCAUGCCGGCGCUUUUCGCUUCUAGUGGGUUAUAACACAUAGCCUAGUAGUAGCUCAACCAAACAGAACGUAGCAUUGAUAGUAGACCACUAGUUGAAAUAGGUUUAAUCCUUGUGGUCCCUAAUGAUCCCUAAUAGUAAUCAACCAUUCCACAGUAUCCCAGGAUUGACACACAAGCACUGGACCAUCUCAUCAAGUCCAUCAUGUCGGUGAGUGUGAUAAACAUACAUGCACUUGAUAAAACAUUGUCACCUUUUUUUCAAACCCCUCGUUUUAUCGUUGCUGUGUACAUAACCGCCUUUGACCUCGUUUUUUGCCAUCUUCAUGGAAAUAUUAAAAAUGCAACUUUCAAGACAACUUGCUUGAAUUGGGCAGUGCAAAGAUGAUCUUACCAGGCUUUCUUUUUUUACGAAGUAGCCGAAGGUUGUAUAUCCCUCAGGUAAAUUAGCUGCGUGCAGGUUUUGUUAAUUUGUUUUCUGGAAUGGUUGCCUUUCUUCAGGAAGUGAUUCCAUAUCUGAAUGAGCACAUGGAGGACAGCUGCUCCCCUGAUCUGCUAGGGUACAUUAGAAACUUGGUGUUAUCGAGGAUUCAGGUCAACGAAGAGCAGGUAAUUCUCAGCUUUAGUUAUUAAGGUAGAUACGUGCUGGGAUGACUAGUCGAUGGUAAGGUUUUCAUUGCUCUACAGGGUGUCCAUUGAUGACCGUCCUGUGUCUGGAUGGUAACCCUGUUUAACUAUCAGUCACUUUAAAGGAGCUGUGUCACGAAAUUCAGCCACAUUAGGAAAUUACAAAAUGCCCGUUAAAUUAAGAGAAACAUGAAAAUAACCGCUUAAAACUUUAAAGGAAGGCUAAAAUAACAUAACAGAAACAACAGAUGCCACGGAUGGGCAAACGUGAAGAAGAUUGAAACGGAUUGAAAUUAGGGUUUUUGAAAACUGUUCAGGCUAACAGUUUUUCAAAGUUGAUCCCUGCUGCUUGCAACUUCAAAAAUAAUGCUCAGGAGACAUAUUUGUUUGUCUCGGAUCUCUGAUUUUGUCAUUUACGUGUAGUUUCUUUGCUUACUUUAAGUUCCAUAGCGAUUGAGGGCGAGUAAUUGGCAAAAUUAAACAAAAUGAACUGAACUGCCAUGACACAGCCCCUUUAAGGUAUUUACCUGCCCUCACAAUGGCCAUCCUCUGCUUUCUCUUUGCUGUGGUCGUCAUUGAUUGGACGUGAAGAUCGUGAGAAUGAACGAAAUGGUCAACAAAGAUAACAGAUUAUCAACUUUUGUACUAGAGAUCUUUUUAUAGAACAGAGUGGAGAGAUCUAUGUUAUAUUAUGGAUUAAAUCAUCAGCUAUGAAAAAGUCAACAAAUAAUUAUAACUAAUACGUCUAUUUUGGUAAAGGCAACUUCCUUUCUUGGUGUAUCACUUGUUACAUUGUUUAUUCACUUGUUACAUUGUUCUUUUCUUGUGAAAGGAAUUUGGUAGAUUCUUUCAUAAACAGUUGGCUUCCAUUCUACAAGACUCACUUGCUAGAUUUGCAGAUAGAAAGUGAGUUGGCUUUCAUGUUUGUAGUUGUUUAUCCUUACUUGCAUUUGGACGCUAUAUAUUACAUCAGGGACAGGCUCACCCAUUGAUUUACCAACAAACAACCUUGAAAGAUUUUUGUUUCUUUAGCAGUAUUUUAACUCUUAGACUAGAUCUGAUCCAACUUCUGGAAAUGUAGAUUUUGGGAAAUGUGUGCCUUGUAGUUAGAGGGACAAUCAGAUUAAGGCGAAGAUGUAGGAAAGAAGCAGUGACGAAAAUGUUAUUAAUUCCACUUUCUAGGAUGAAAGACUGUGGUGAGGAUAUGCUGGUAGACAUGUCGGAGAUUCUCUUUAACGAGCUGGCGUUUUUUAGACUGAUGCAAGACCUAGAUGGGUAAGAUUUUUCUCUUGUUUGUUUCCACGCCAUUUCAUUGCAGUGUAUUAAGUGUAAUUAUCAGUGUACAUUACUUUGCCAUUGACUUAAUCAUUCCUUUCUAUUUCCUACAGAACUCGCGCAGUGAGUCAAAGACCAUCAUGGCGACAGGUUAGUUUUUACCGUCAAUGUACGGUGCCCAAACCAUUGCAUCUGUUAAUGUCUGUUUGUUGUUGUUGUUGUUGUUGUUUGUUGGUUGGUUGUUGGUUUGUUUGUUUUUUUCUUCAAACAUAAGCUUGCACUCAAGGGGAGUGUGAUUAAUGGCAGCAUUAUAUAAGGGAAUUUGCUUAUCUUUGUUUCUGUAAAGUAUUAUAAGACUUCGUGUCCCUAAUAAUGUAAAUAUUUAGUUACUUUGAUCUUUGGUUUUUAAUGUUUACUGUUUUUGGUUAUUUCCCUUAGCUGUGAUCAACUAAUGUUCGUAGUAGUUAUGGUAUUUGAAGUAUUUAUUAGCAGUACUGACUAGUAGUAGCAACUAGGUCAGUACGUUACUCUGUUCUUACUAGUGGUAAGAAAAGAAGUGCUCGGCAGUCAGUUUUUUGUUUUAAGCCUUAAACCCUUAUAUCAAUGUGCAGAUUAUCAACACUGUUCCUCGUACAUUUCCUGUAGUAUUUAUGAGAGGAAAUCGUUUUGCAGUCUAGACCUUUUUCACUUGUUGAUCCUUUCCUUUUAUCUCGAGGACUUUGACUGGGCAGUGUUAUCAUAAGGGGAAAUUAAACACUGGUCACUUUUACGGAGUGAAGGGUUAACCUAUUCUUGUAUGUUGUGUUGCGCCAGGGAUUUGAUUCCACCAGCACGGACACUGGAACUGGACAGGAGGGAGAUAAAGAGGACGCUGAUGAAACCAAAGAAAAGAAUGAGCAUGCGCCGGAAGACAGGUACACGUAUAAGUGCAGGUGAAGUUUUUUUGUCGCACUGCACUUUUUGAUUGUGUACUUGCUUGAUGGUUACAAUAUUAAUUCAAAGGGCCCAUAGAGGCUGUGAUCUUGAAAAAAUGGAUGUUGCAUUGAGCUUGGGACUCCUUAUUUAUAAACGAACUGAACCUCACGUGCUCGAUUUAGGAGAGGUGAAUAAGAUGCGAUACCCUGCUAAGUUUUGAUGCAUGAAGAACCUCUCUUAGCAGACUAGAAUUACCUUUUUAACAUUCAGGCGUAAUACAAUGCCGUCAGAGCUAGUUAGUAAAGCGUUAUCAGCACGAAUUGACUUUUGCUUGUUGUUGGCGCUUAGUGCGGUAGAAGACGAGGUAGUCGGGGCUGCUGGUGAACGUGAAGAGGCAGAGGGCGAGGAAAACGAAGAUGAGGAGGAAGAAGAAAGCAGUACUGAAGACUCCUCCUCAUCCGAGGAGUCAGGAGCCGAAGACGAGGGUGCGGAUGAUGAAGGACCAGAAGAUGACGAGGAGGAGGAAGAGGAGGCAGCUACUAUGCCCAUCACUAAGGAGCAACAAGAAGCUGAGGAAGAAGAACUUGGAAAGGUUUGUAAAUUUUCAAGUCACGUUAUUUCUUAGACUCAGCUCAAUAUAAAAGCAUUGAUCAAUUAUGUGGGUAAAAUAGACUUUUAACAAUAAUUGACACUUAUUUUGAAAGCUCUCUACUAAUACCUACUGUCGUUGUGCCUCACCCUUUAGCCCUUCAAAUUCUCUCCUACGACUUCUUUAAACCCCUGUUAGUGACAGUGAGAAACGGGAGGAACAUUUUUUUUCUAAAUUAUCAGUUUUAUUACGUUUCAAGGUGCGAGAUGACGUCAUGGCAAAUCAGUUUGAAGAGAGAUCGUCAAGGUAAACUUACAUUGCAAAAAGAUAUUCUUAAACGUUAAAUUGGAUAGCUGCCUUAUCCUUCCCAGUUGCAUAUCGACCUCUAGGUCUAUCUGUGAUAGACGUGUCAUGUUGUUAUUUUGCAUAUUGUACGAAUGAAGAAAGCUUGUUCUGAUGAAACAAACAAGCCACUCAGUCGAUACGCGACUAAACCUUUUCCUUUCUUGGCUUUACCUCACUUUAUCAGAAAGUGAACCAUACGUACCUAACAGAAGCGUUGUUGUCUGUUUCUCUAGUGUACAGGAUAACAGCAAUUUGGAUUCACCACAGGUAAAUUAUUUCUUCUUUCAGUGGUUACUCUUGUUAAUAUUGCUGGCAAUAUUUAUCUCCUGUUAGUUGUUACACUGACUUGCUGAAUCAAUUAAUUCGUUUUGUCCGUCAUCGUCUGAUUGAUUGUGUGAUUGAUUGGUUGGUUGGUUGGUUGAUUGUUUGGUUGUUUGAUUGAUUGAUUGAUUGAUUGAUUGACUGCUAUUAAUUGAUUGAUUGUGUGAUUGACUGGUUGGUUGGUUGAUUGAUUGAUUGAUUAAUUGAUUGAUUGAUUGAUUGAGUGACUGAUUGACUGAUGUUAAUUUCACCAGCUUUAGCACUUACAAUUAUAUUUUGUUUCUAAUUUUCUCUAAUUUCAGAAGUGUUUUAAGUUGGAGCUAUCAGCCAGUGAAUCAAAGCCUUUUUCAAGGUAGUUUAUUGACUCUGGUUCAAACUCAUCCCUAUGAGGAUGGUCUCUCCUAAUUUCAUCUUCUAGUGAGAAGAAAGAUCCCGAAAAUAUUUCUAGGCAUUGUAUUUGUAACGCCAUCACAUAGUAGAGGAGAGAAGUAAUCAAGUUAUCCAAAGCCCCAUUCACACCAAAGCUUAAACGUGUUUAAGAGCUGUUUACUUAAACACGGUUUAAAAUUGUUCCCUUCAUAAAAGCUGCUUACUGACUUUAAGUUGAUUGCAAAUUUGGUGCAAAUUACAUUUAAAUCCUUUGUAAAAACCUGUGUUCCAGUUUCCCGUGUCUGUUUUUCAUUUCUGGUUUAAUUAAACAUGUUUAGUUGGUGUGAAUAUGGCACAAGUGUUGAUAAAGUUCGUGACGUCUUAAGCUAAAAGUGGUAUUAAACUGAAGCGACUGUAAAGCGUCUGGAUAGGAUUGCAUGUGUCUUCUCUCCUUCUUGCUCUACCUGUGGCAUCUAGACCGGUCUGCAUUACGUAUCUUUGUUCGUCUCUUACUUUUUAUUUAAGUUUUGGGAGUGGUGAAGAAGACGGCGAGGAAUCAUUUGACGACUCUGAUGCCAGACGGAAGCUGGAAGAAUACCAAGGAAGCACAGCGGCUGCUGCCGCUGCUAACAGAGAUCAAGGAAACAACAGGGACGGACCCAGCGACAGUGACGAAAAUGGAGCUCCUCAGGAUGAGCAGCAACAAGCUGUAGAGGCGGCUGCUGAAGCUGCUGCAGCUGCAGGUGUUACCCCAUAUCUGCAAAAUGGACAGGUAAGUUGCAUUCAUUGACACUUGUAAGUAGACAUUCAAGUAAGCUAAUAUGUUCAAAAAACCUAUUGGGGAGAGAGUAGGGGAUAAAUGUUACAAAGUCCCCAUUUAGUCAGUGCUUCAAACGCCAAGGGAAAGAGCCAUCUAUUUAUUACUCCGCCUGUGCAUGUUAUGCUAAUUACUAUUUCAUGUCGUCUCACAACCCCAGUAGUGAAAUUCUCAGCAAUUUUGCGCUGUCAAUGCCUAGGGCAAGUCAGAUUACCAAUCUUUAAAAAAAAAAUAUGAUUAAACAAGUCAGCUGUAAACGGACAUCUCAUAAGCUUUUUGUUGUUUAAUGAUUUAAUGGCUGAUGUUGAUAGUACCAAGUCCGUGUUUGUUAUUUUGUCUGUUGCAGGUAGUUAAUGGUGAAGGGGAUAACGAGGUUGCGCUAGAUGACCUUCCUACUAAAUUGACUGGGUUGACGGAGGUAAGCAAGAUGGACAUACAAUCUCUUGUCAAAUUAGGUACAAUCGGUGACAAGAGUGGUCGAGACACUUCGUCCUAAAGGACCUCCUCAACGUUUUGAUAACUUACAAAAAGGAAAAUAAAGCUUUCCCUCCCCAAUCCCCUCCAUGCAAUGUUGUGCCGCUGUUCGAGCCAUCUUUAGAAAACAACAAACGCCCCACCUUUGAAUGGAGGGGAGGGGUGUCUCAACAGUUUUGUCGCUGAUUGUAGCUUUCCCAAGCCGGAUAGUAAAGAUUUGUGGUGUGAGCAUUGAAGAGAAUUUAAUUCAUGAGGAUGUGGUUUAACGUGCUUCUGGCCUUGGUGUCCUCAGGCUGACUUGCAAGCCAGAAUUGCAGAGGAACAAAGCCGUACUGAGGGAUCUCCGGCUGUUAUCGCACACCUAGACGGAUUACCAGGUAAAUGAACUCCAGAGAGGAAAAUUUCUUUCAGAAGACUAAUAGUACCUUUUGCUGGAAAACGGAUCAGUUUUGUUAGGAUAUUAUUCGAUAACAUGGGGAGUUCAGUGCGAAAUAGUCUCAAAGUGCAGCUUAGAAUGGUCUUGUGUAGGGUAAGCGUUUUAAGAUUCCAGUGACACACUUCCAAGAGAGGAUAUCCAGAGUUGUUAAUGAGUUGCGUCAUUGGUCCUGUGUCUCGGGUGUUGACCCUAGAAAAGAAAGGGUUGUGUAAGACUGACGGCUUUGAGAGCUCUGCAGUGUGCUGUGCCACUGUGCACUAGGUUUACCCAAACAUUUGUGUAGACUUUCCUAACGACCUACUUGAUCGGUUGCUUCCAUGAAUCAGCUGAUCAGUUUUUUUGUCUUGCCCCUUCAGAACUUGCGGGAGAUCCAGAAGCCCUUCGCGAACCAGGUAACAGUUGCUAGUACUUGUUUGUUUGUUUUUCUUUUUUAUAAUCAUUGCCCAUUUAGGAAGCUAUGUCCUGUUUCUUAAUUACAUGUCGGGGCAUGAAUAUCAAAAUGGAAGUCUCCUUGUGUUUGUUACAAUGUACGAUGUCUCCUUUCGUUUUCAGAAUCAUCAGAGAUGCCACUUAACGGAUUGCAUCAACCGGACAAAUAAUUCCCUUUCAAGAUAAGAUGUGUUCAAGUUAGAAACUUUUUACGAUGUGUACAACUAAAAAGGAUGGCUAUUCGACAGCGUAUGCCGUGAUAAUGCUGAAGAACACACGCUUCUUGCUUGCUUGGUGUUUUUUUCAAUGGUUGAACCCGAUGUAUAACUUGGUCAGAUUCCUUGUCGUAGUCAAGAAAAGAUGAGGAGAGAGCUCAUUCAGCCUUAAGCAUCAGAAUGUUUGCGGUUUGUGUUUGGUUUUAACGGAACAGAGACAGUGUUGUUGUCAGUAUUUUUACCCGGGUGGACAUGGCUCUUUUCAUAUUUGCACGCAUUUCACUUUAAACCUUCCAUCAUCAUAUUAAGUGUAGUUUGAUAUAAUAAAAAUGCCUAUUUAAGUACUCAGGGACAGAAAGAAAUUAUACGUCUUGCCGUAUUUUACAGAAAUGUCAUGUCAUUGGCAGUUUUCAAAUUCUUUGGCUCAUUGUGAAGUGGGAUCCCUUUUUUCGAGGGGAAAGAGGAAAAUUUCCAUCCUCGAUGUGGACUUCGCUUGCAAACGUUGUGAUGUGGUUUAAACCAUGAACUCGUGUUACGAGGUCUUGUUUCAGCUUUUACAGGAAAACUUCAAAGUUAGAGAAUGUCGAGAGACAUUUGGAACGAGGUUCUUUUUGGCAUUUACCUCGUUUGCCAGACAAAGAUAACAUAAAACGAAAGAACAAAAACAAUGAAGCAAUACUAAGCAGAUUUUUCCCUGAACAGAAAACAGAGAGGUCUUUUGUUUUACGUCAUAUAUGUCCGAUACAUGAAGUUUUGACCUUGUUUUUUCUAUACCCAAACCGACGUUAAUACCCUGGGCCUAGUUGUUGGAAGGCUAACUAGCAGUAACCCCGACUUAAAUUCCAAUCCUCCAAGUUUCUUUUUCUUUUGCUAAAAAGCAUUUUCUUCAAUAACGUUUUUCAUUCUCUUCAGAGCAUCCAAUCAUCAAAUUGUAGAGAAAAACAAUUAAUGUGAAUUCGAUUUUUAAGCUUUCAUCGCAGUAGCCUUGGGUUAGUUUGACCCAGCUUUGAGCAACCCGUCCCUGGCCAAUACCAUGUCCACUACCAUUACGCAGAGGCCAUUAAAUGAACCAAUAAGAUCAUUACUUAAGUACAGAAAGCCCCCGCCGGCGACUGCAAAAAAGCUGGCGAGUGAGCUUACAUUUUGCUUCAGUUUUCUGCAUUUUGGGUGAGUGAUUGGCGGAGUCCUUCCACAAUGUUACAAUGAACAGCUAAUCAAGACAUUGAUUUAAAUAAACCGCUCUGUUUCUUCCGUUUUUCGCAUGCUGCCUCCAAUACAUUUCUUGGCAGCUAAAAUUUCUGGUAACUUAUUUUAUGUCUUAUCAUUCGUUUACACUCUUAGACUGUUCUAAUCUAUUCUAGAGACCAUUGUUCUUCAAUAAUAACAAUAUUCUUCGUUUAGUUGUAAAGAUCUUAAAAGAACGGAAAACAGAAACACAUCAUUGAAGUAUCCCAGUUAAGCCUGGUUUCUAUUUUGCAACCAUCCCUGUGAUUGCUGAGGGAAAAUGUCCAGCGUCUAAAACAGGUAAAUGGAAAGAUCUUUUUAACGAUCGUUGGGAUAGACUUAACUUACGUCGUAAGGCAUAACCUUAAGGGUCAUUCGCUUUUGCAAUUUUAAAUUACAAGUAUGGCUAUUGUCUUCCGACACUUGUAUUAAAAGGUUUUAGGAAUUGACUGGUUUCGACAUGACCCGUCAAAUCCCUGAUUUCAGAAGAUCAGGACUGAAAAUUGGCUUUUCAGAAAACCUGCAUUUUAUUCAGAGAGAGAGAGUUUAGACAUUGCCAUCACCGUCGUACGCUGUCCUACGUGAAUUUUUUUAUGGCAUUGGUAAGAGACGAAUUUGACCCCAUAACCCGUCUAAAUUAUUAGGUUGUGUUAAAUAAGACUGCCUCAGACGAGCAAUUGGUCUCUAGUAUGGAUUGGAAAAGUUUAAUAGUUUACAUGGUGUUUGUUAAAAAGUUAUUUGUUUGACCUUUAAGCGUUGGUCAUCUGUUUUGUCUGAUAUAAAUACACAGCUUAAUAAUUUAUACUAGUGUGAAAUG
Messenger RNA from Porites lobata, 37506 nucleotides. The record is from the annotation of a GenBank genome assembly. Lineage: Eukaryota; Metazoa; Cnidaria; Anthozoa; Scleractinia; Poritidae.